AUGUGCCGGUUUGACGGCCUGUGCGCCAUUGCUAAAGGUUUUUUUAAAAAAAUAUUUUUUUAAGCCAUUUUCGUUUAUUUUUCUUUUUAUUUAUGAUAUCUAUGGGAGCAUAUAAAAAAAUUGACGAUGAAUCAAAAAAACAUUCAAAACUGUUAAAACAUGAAAAAAAUUCAAAAAAAUUCAAGGAUCUUCAGCAUUUCUUUGAAAAAUUUGGAACAGAUAGCAUACGAAAAAAAAUUAAAAUUAAGCAAAAAAAUACGAAAAAAAUUAGCAUCGACUUUUUUUAUAAACUUAACUGAUUGUCAUUAAUAUUUUUUUGGACGUUGGGACCCUUAUUUCAAAAACUGAAAUGAACUUUCUCAGAACACCGAAAUGUGUGCAGAGCCUGCCGUUUGAAGCAGUGUUUCUUGGCCGGAAUGAAUCCAAGAGGUACAGUUCUAACUGAAUUUGAUGUUUCUACGUCUUGACAAGUUUCAGCUGUCCAAUCUGAACGAGAACAACGCGGAUCCGUCGAUCAACAGCAGGAAGAAGACGACGAUUCGACCCAAAUGUCGCCCGAUCGGUAUUUCAAUUCACUUUUUUCAUUGGGAGAAGUAGAAAAUUCAAUUUUUUCAUUUUGAAAUGAGUUAACACUCAUCUCUGUUUCCGAUUUCGAUCAAAAGGAAGUUGGAUUUUUUUGACUGUUCUUGGUUUUAAUUGCCAUAUUUCUAUUCUUUUCCUUAAAAGGGCGGUCCCUUCACCUCUUGGUUAAAAAUUUCCGAAAAUUAUCGCCUUUUUUGAUCCUUGAGGUUUGAAUCCUGAAUAUUUUCUAGUUUUGAAGAAAAUAGGAGUCAAAUAUUGAACCAUUUGAACAGUUUUUUUCGUUUUUGACCUGGAUUUUCUCAAGAAUUAUCAAGUUUCAAGGGUUGAGAUUUUUAGAAUCGUCAUUUAAUAAAUCAAAAAUAAUUUUGGUGAAGUUUCGAGAAGUUUCAGAACUCAUGUCAAAGAAAAUUACCUUCCUAGUGGGGACUUUCAAAUUUGUACCCUUUCUGCACGAAAUUUUGCAACCCAGAACCAUUUUGAGAUCAAGUAGCCUUUUUUUUUCUCCGAGAGAAGUUCAACUUUUACCUGCCCACUUGUUCGUCUAUUUUUACACGAGAACAAACCGUAUUUUCUUUUUUCUCAUUGCUCUCUGCAAACACAGACGCGGAACUUUGAACUUUCAAUGGUCAUCGAUUUUUUUUUGUGGAUUUUUCACGUCAUAAAAUAAGCAAGUUGCAAGUUGGGUGGUGAUUUUUGGGACAGGUGAAAGGGAAGUUGGGGGAAAUGAGUCGAAAAAUUGGAAAAAUAGUAUUUUAUUGGUCUUUUUUGCGACAUAUCAGAAUUUUUCGUUAAUAGAAAAAUGCAGUUUUAACUUUAGAAACGCCAGAGUUGUCCCUAUAGUGUUUGGGAAGAAAAAAAGCCGCCUUAGGUGACAAAAAAAGCGGCCCCUUAAGGGGUAAAAUUUAGGCAAUCAGGGACCCUCAAUUUUGCCCCUAUAGGGACCACUCUGGAGUCCCUACAACUUUGAGAAGGCGGAAAUUUAGAAAAUAAUUUGUUUUUUUUUCUCAAAUGAGGCUGUACUGUUAAAAAAUUGCAUGAAUAAUUCAAAAAUUAGUGUCAUCAUCAUUCAUUAAAUAGAAUAAUAUAAUAAAAAAAUAGAAGUUUUUUUGAACUUUUUUUCAAAUGCAUUUUUGUGAUAUCUGUUCAAAUUUCUACCAGUUUUACUAUUAAAAUUCUUUUUUUCUUCUAUAAAAUUAUUUUUUUUCCAGUUGCUCCGUCGAAAUUCAAACCGAUUGGGCUGUGAAGAGCGAGCCGAUUUCUUACACCUUUGACGAUGAUCUUCAAAGGUAAUUUUAUCGAUUUUUGAAUUUUUAUCUUAUGUUUCAAAAAGUUUUUGUUUGAUAUGAAUUUUUCUUUAAACAUAAAAGUUUUUAGAUACGCCGAAAGACUCGUUGAAAUGCACCGCGCAGUUUGCUCCAGAACCGAUCCUAACACUGACCAUACUCAAGGUAUCAAUUUCACUCCGUAUCAAUAGUUCGCUGCGCACCAACUCAAAGUUCCUACGACAAAAGUUCUUGUGACUCAUCCAAUUAGCAAACGCGCGGAGUGUGUGUUUCUCCUCGCGCCAUUCGCCCUCGCCGUCCGUUGUGGUCUAGUGGUUAGGAUUUACGGCUCUCACCCGUAAGGCCCGGGUUCGAUUCCCGGCAACGGAAGAAAAUUUUUUGCCAUUUUUCCAACACUUGAAAAUCAUUGUUUUUCAUAGAACCGACAUCUUCCACCAGCGUUUCUUUCAUCAGCGCGUUUUACAACACUGCGUUGAUGUCUCCAAGGACGCCGGUACCACUUUUUUGUUUUUAUAAUCACGAACAAAGAUUUUUCAGUUGAUAAUAACUGGGGAGCGGAUUGGAACGAUGCGCGAUGUCGUGCAGGACUGGAGGCGGAGUUUCGUUCUUUUUGCGGAUUGGUUGAGAGCCCUGCCAGAGUUCAAUCAAAUGGACUAUCAUGAUCAGGUUUUCAAGAAUUUUCGAAAGAUAUAAAGAACUUUUUUGCAGAUAGUUCUGGCAAAAAAUCGCUUCGGUCCAUUUUAUUGGUGGAUGUGUGCAAAUUGGACGGUGGCUGCGGGUUGUGACGGCGUUUGCUAUGCCAAUGGAGCGUACUUUCCCAGGAAACCCAAGCUUCAAUGUCUACCUGAUGUUAGGUAGGUCGCGAGUGGUAUUGAAAUGCGCCCGACUGUAAAACGACUUGCGCGCGGGGUUAUCGUAAAAUUGAACCUCUAUCUUACUAUGGGACGUUUUUUCCACUCCGGUAUAAAGUUCACUUGAAACCGAAAGGAUAUGUGAAUAAUUUGGCUUCCCAGAGGUUCAACUGACCGUAUGAUGGCCCUCUUGGCGACACCAAUCCGAGAACUUCAACUGGAUGAAACUGAAAGGGUUCUCAUGUUGGCCGUGAUCGCCUUCAGUGAUGGUGAGCUUUUUCAUAAAAGGAAACGUUUCCGCUAGUUCAGUUCAUUUUUUUAGUUGACUGAUUCUCUUGACACGCUCAGAAGCUCCAGAGUGGUCCCUAUAGGGGCCCUUGAAGGCUCUUCAUUUAGGGACCACUUCAGUAACCUCUAUGGGGGCCAAUUAAGCUUCAAAAAGUGGCCCCUAUAGGGAUCGUUCUUGUCGUUGAUUGUCAUGAGGUCUAUGAGAAGGAGCAUUCCUAUGCAAAAAAAACUCAAAGAACAUUUUUUAAAUUGAAAAAGGUCAAUAGAAAAUCAAUCUAUCUAUUUUUUACAUCUUUUCGAUUUUUUGAUCUGAGCCAAAAAUAAAGACCCUUAAAGGGACCACUUAAGCUUUACGGCCUUUGGGGCUCCAACCUAAACUCCUAUAGGGGCUCUUUUUCUCCCUAACCCCUAUAGGGACCACUCUGGCCUUCCUAAAAGGAAGGUGGUUUAAUUUUGCAAUCUGAAAUCUCUUGAAAAUCACUCUUUCAAGGCGUAUUUUCAUCUUAAAAUCGUUCCUUAAUUUCAGAAAAUCCCAACAGUUUCCAAUGCAGUCCCCCAAAGUCGUUUUAGAAAUUUCAGAGCUGUCGGACCUGACGCCGACGGGCAAGGAGCACGUUCGGCAAGUGGGAAGCCGCUUCGUCAGAAUGCUCCAUCAGCACAUCAGAGCGAGGGAUUACGGUGGCGGGUACGGUAGUCCCGCGGGCGAAGAUUCCUCGGCGGCGGUCCGGAUCGGCAAGAUGAUGAUCCUGCUGUCGGCCACCACUGUAAGGGAUUCAGGGGUUUUCAGGAUGGAUAAGAUUUUUUUGUAAAUCGAAAAUCAUCAAAAAAAAAGUUCAUUUGCGCUCCACUGAUAAUCAAAAUCACUCGGACCUUGGUAAAGUAAAUCGGGCGCUUCAGAGCUCCAAGGGAUCCCUUUAGGGGCUUCAGAACUCUUAAGUGAUUGCUUUAAUUGCUCAGGAACGUCUUGCGUUACUUCUUUCAAAGUACUUUAGGUCAAAAAAUUAUUCCUUUUGCCCAAAGUUUCAAUUGAUUGGUCGCAAUUGGAAUGGCUUGAAUUUUUUGAUUUUUUAAGCUUUUCAAUGUUUCAUGUAUCAAUGAAUUUGUAUGGUAGAGAAAAAUAGCCCCGCACUUUUGAGUGAUUUGCGCUCCAUGGACAAAAAUACUGGUCCCCUUUUCGAAAGGGCCUUAUUUCUUCAUAAAGUAAAUAGAAAUUAGUAGAUUUUUUUCUCCAAAUUAAAAACAAUUUUUUUCCAGCUUAUCAUGCGCUCUGAUUUUUUUGAUUUUUUUAAAAAUUUGAAAUCAACAGUUUCUUCUAGAACCUCGUCUACCUGACCUCCGACAAUAUCCAGCUCAACGACGUCCUUCACCUGGUCCCGUGCGAGUUCAAAAGUUCCACCGAACUACAAGUUGUUCAUGAGUCAUUCCGCAAAUUUUGA
Molecule: messenger RNA, 4440 nt
Organism: Caenorhabditis auriculariae
Lineage: Eukaryota; Metazoa; Nematoda; Chromadorea; Rhabditida; Rhabditidae
Source: the annotation of a GenBank genome assembly